UCUACAUAGGGGUGUUACUUUCUUAAGCAAACACCAGAUUUACAUGCCAUAAAAGACAUGAUUCUGUCAUAAACUUAAAUGCACCAUGAUUGGCAAGCAUGAAAUUUAGGGUCUGAAAAUACAGCAUGCCCUGUUAUGGUGUUGCUGUUGUCAUAAAUGCCAUGCCUCAUAAGAUCUUUAAAUAGGCUUCCUUGCUUUGUAUCAUUGAACCACCAUUUCCAACAUCAUCAAAUGGCUUCUGUUCCUUGUUAUACUCUCUUCUUUUCUUCACCAGUCAUCUCCGUCUUCCUUUUCACCAAUCCUGUCUCUACAGUGGAUCCUCAAACGUAACAAGUACAACUAAUUGAUAAGGUCUAUCAACAGAUGGAGGACUAUGGAUUCUGCAAUAAAACUUUCACUGCCAACCUCAAAUCCCCAUUAACAGACCUUGCUGGGUUGACACAGUCAACAAUUGAGCUAACUGCACAAAAUGCAUCCAAUGAUUUUGUGUAUUCCCAGUCAAUCCCUGAAAAUGCAACUGAUCCAGAUGUGAAAAAAGUGCUUACGGAAUGUGUAAAGGAUUACAACUUGAUUAUGCAGUUUUUCACUCAGGCUAUGAGGUCCUUUGCAUUCCGAGAUUACAAAGGCAUGCUUAAUUAUGAGCUGCCUAAUUCAAGAUUAGUAGCUUUAUGCAAGGAGGCUUUCAAUUCUGCUAAGCCUGGUCCUGUCAAUAUCACCUACUUAACUGAAAGGAACAGACAACUUCGGAUUCUCAUUGCCAUGUCUGUUGUCACCGGACAUUAUCGUCUGUCACAGUAGUAUAAUUCCUUGGAUUUCUGUUGUUUUGGCAUUGUCAUAUGCCUAUGACAUGUAAAG
Rubroshorea leprosula is the source of this 855-nucleotide messenger RNA. The record is from the annotation of a GenBank genome assembly. Lineage: Eukaryota; Viridiplantae; Streptophyta; Magnoliopsida; Malvales; Dipterocarpaceae.